Acinonyx jubatus (cheetah) is the source of this 8604-nucleotide messenger RNA. RefSeq names its product catenin alpha 3 (gene CTNNA3). Gene Ontology annotation, biological process: cell-cell adhesion; cell migration. NCBI's taxonomy places the organism in Eukaryota, Metazoa, Chordata, Mammalia, Carnivora, Felidae. Bases 775 to 3462 code for a protein of 895 amino acids. The record is from RefSeq and is a predicted model, not a curated record. Gene Ontology annotation, cellular component: adherens junction; fascia adherens. The transcript is spliced from 18 exons. Gene Ontology annotation, molecular function: cadherin binding; actin filament binding; beta-catenin binding.
AUUGCUCUGCCUUAGUUAUAUAUCGUAGUUUUAAGAUGUGGGGUUUCCUUCUGAAUUAAAGUACAUCACACUGUUAUAUAAAAUGGGAAUGUUUUGAGUAGUUAUGAUGAGAAAUGUAGGCUUUCAUGCUAAUUUUAAAGUUAUAAAUAACUUUCAAACCAGUGCCAGGAGAAGCUAGUAGCCAAGGUCGUGCUUUGCAUUUAGAGAGUUUCUGGCUAUAAAAAGCCGAUUGCAAUACUGUGCAGGAAAAGAUAAGAUACGGCCUGGAUGCUUGUGCUUUGGCAUGGGGCUGGGGCAAAAGAAAGCAAAGAUAGAAAAUGUUUGAAGGGAUUUUACUUUCAACCAAAAGCUUGUUCACAGUAAAUGGAAGAUUUUUCAAAUGAGAUAGUGGCAAAAACAUUAAUUCCUAAAUUUAAUAUUUCUCUCAUGUAUUUGUUUUAUAAUUGGCAGUAAUAUUAAGAGGUUGAGUUCUCUCAGAACUGUUUUACCAUCAUUUAUAAUCAAAUAAAAAUCACACUAUGUGGAAUGUAAUAAUCAAUACUGUAAAGAGAAUGUAAAGGGGGUCUGAGUGACUGAACAAUUGCUCUCCGUUGCACUGAGGACAGAACUGGAAGGAAUGAGUUCAAAUAGAAACCAGAAGAAAUUUAGUUUAGGCAUCAGAAGUUUAUCAGUUGUACAAGUUUUGAGUCACCGAUAUACACCACUAAGAAAGCCUGUUACAGUGUCUUUGAAGAUACAUGAAAUCCAACGAUUUGCUUACAACACACAAGCAGCAUGUCAGCUGAAACACCAAUCACACUGAAUAUUGAUCCUCAGGAUCUGCAGGUCCAAACAUUCACUGUAGAGAAGCUACUGGAACCUCUCAUAAUCCAGGUUACUACACUUGUAAAUUGUCCCCAGAAUCCUUCUAACAGGAAAAAAGGAUGUUCAAAAAGAGCCAGAGUCCUUCUAGCUUCUGUGGAGGAAGCAACUUGGAAUUUAUUAGACAAGGGAGAGAAGAUUGCCCAGGAAGCCACAGUUUUAAAGGAAGAGCUUACUACUGUACUUGAGGAAGUUCGCAAAGAAAGUGAAGCUCUGAAAGUAUCAGCUGAGAGAUUUGCAGAUGACCCCUGUUAUCUCCCAAAAAGGGAGGCUGUGGUUCAGGCUGCCCGUGCCUUGUUGGCUGCAGUUACCAGACUCCUUAUCCUCGCAGACAUGAUUGAUGUCAUGUGUCUCUUACAGCACGUGUCAGCUUUUCAAAGAACAUUUGAGUCUCUUAAAAACGUUUCCAAUAAAUCUGACCUCCAGAAAACCUACCAGAAGCUUGGGAAGGAGCUGGAAAAUCUGGAUUAUUUAGCCUUCAAACGUCAGCAGGACUUAAAAUCUCCAAAUCAGAGGGAUGAAAUUGCAGGGGCCCGGGCCUCUCUGAAGGAAAACUCCCCGCUCUUGCAUUCAAUUUGUUCAGCUUGUUUGGAACAUUCUGAUGUUGCUUCCCUUAAAGCCAGCAAGGACACAGUUUGUGAAGAAAUUCACAAUGCCCUCAAUGUAAUUUCAAAUGCUUCACAAGGCAUCCAGAAUACGAUUGCCCCACCGGAAUCUAAGGCAGCCACCCUGGGAAGUGCCCUUGAUGAGCUUGAGAAUUUAAUUAUCUUGGAUCCACUCACAGUGACUGAGGAAGAAAUAAGACCAUCACUAGAAAAACGUCUUGAAGCCAUUAUCAGUGGGGCUGCACUGUUGGCUGACUCUUCCUGCACAAGAGAUUUCCAUCGGGAACGGAUUAUCGCAGAAUGCAAUGCCAUUCGUCAGGCUCUCCAGGACCUGCUUUCAGAGUACAUGAACAAUACUGGAAAAAAGGAAAGGAGUAAUACCCUGAAUAUUGCAAUAGACAAUAUGUGCAAGAAGACAAGAGACCUUCGCAGACAGCUCCGUAAGGCUAUUAUAGAUCAUGUGUCAGACUCCUUUUUGGAUACAACGGUCCCACUUUUGGUUCUCAUUGAAGCUGCCAAGAAUGGCCGGGAAAAGGAAAUAAAAGAAUAUGCUUCGAUAUUUCGUGAGCACACCAGCAGGCUUAUAGAGGUGGCAAAUCUUGCUUGUUCCAUGUCAACAAAUGAAGAUGGGAUUAAAAUUGUUAAAGUUGCGGCCAAUCACCUGGAAACCUUGUGUCCACAGAUCAUUAAUGCUGCACUUGCUUUGGCUGCAAGACCCAAAAGUCAAGUGGUCAAAAAAAACAUGGAAAUGUACAAGCACACAUGGGAGAAUCAUAUCCACGUCCUCACCGAAGCUGUAGAUGACAUCACAAGCAUUGAUGACUUCCUCGCUGUAUCUGAGAGCCAUAUCCUAGAAGAUGUCAACAAAUGUAUCAUAGCCUUGAGAGACCAGGAUGCUGAUAACUUAGACCGUGCUGCAGGUGCCAUCAGAGGACGGGCAGCAAGACUUGCUCAUAUUGUCACAGGUGAAAUGGACAGUUAUGAGCCAGGAGCUUACACUGAAGGUGUGAUGAGAAAUGUUAACUUCCUUACAAGUACUGCAAUUCCUGAGUUUGUAACACAAGUGAAUGUUGCCUUGGAAGCCUUAAGUAAAAACUCUUUGGAUGUAUUUGAUGAUGAUCAAUUUGUGGACAUCUCAAAGAAGAUCUAUGAUACAAUCCACGAUAUCAGAUGUUCAGUCAUGAUGAUUCGGACCCCAGAGGAACUGGAGGAUGUUUCUGACUUGGAAGAGGAACAUGAGGUGCGCAGUCACACCAGCAUUCAGACUGAAGGGAAAACUGACCGGGCUAAGAUGACUCAGUUGCCUGAGUCAGAAAAGGAAAAGAUUGCUGAGCAAGUUGCUGAUUUCAAGAAAGUAAAGAGUAAACUGGAUGCUGAGAUUGAAAUAUGGGAUGAUACAAGCAAUGAUAUCAUUGUUCUGGCUAAGAAGAUGUGUAUGAUUAUGAUGGAGAUGACAGACUUCACAAGGGGCAAAGGACCACUAAAACAUACAACUGAUGUGAUUUAUGCCGCUAAAAUGAUAUCAGAAUCGGGAUCAAGGAUGGAUGUCCUUGCUCGGCAGAUUGCCAACCAGUGUCCAGAUCCAUCAUGCAAACAAGAUUUGUUGGCCUACUUGGAACAGAUUAAGUUUUACUCUCACCAACUGAAAAUCUGCAGUCAAGUUAAAGCUGAGAUCCAGAACUUAGGAGGAGAGCUCAUCAUGUCAGCUUUGGACAGCGUCACCUCCCUGAUCCAAGCGGCCAAAAAUUUAAUGAAUGCUGUAGUGCAAACAGUGAAAAUGUCUUACAUUGCCUCAACCAAGAUCAUCCGAAUUCAGAGUCCUACUGGGCCUCGGCACCCAGUUGUGAUGUGGAGAAUGAAGGCUCCUGCAAAAAAGCCCUUGAUUAAAAGAGAGAAGCCAGAGGAAACUUGUGCAGCUGUCAGACGAGGCUCAGCAAAGAAAAAAAUCCACCCAGUGCAAGUCAUGAGUGAAUUUAGAGGAAGACAUGUCUACUGAAACCACUCUUCUACUCUGGUGUCCAUAUUACAAAGUCCUGGCUAGACACACUGCUUUACUUUUACACUUGAUUAGUUCUGUAAGUUCACUAACUUUUCGAAUUUAAUCCACAGAUAGUGUAAAACAUUGGAAGCAACAUAUAUUUGGGAUCAUGUCAUUGUCAUCUCUGUAUGGCCAGCACCUAAUAAGUAAUCAAUAUAUGCUUGUUGAAUGAAUGAACCCUUUAGGUGUCAUUUAACCUUUCCUACCGUAGACAGUAUCUUACACUUAUUACCGAGUGAACAUAGGAGACUCUAGGGAGUCCUGUUCAUCUGUAACAACUUAAGUACACUCACCUUAUCAUUUUGAAUUAAAGCUUUGACAGGGGCUCUUGACUUGGUUUUCAAUGAAAGCAAAAGACUUCAUAAAAUGCUUUCCCAUUUGAUCUCCAUAUUUUCUUUAUCUGACCCAAUCUGACAGACACCUGUGAAUCUCUGUGAUUCACCUGUAUCUAAUGUCAGUUGAUUAGGGUAACCUCAGAAACUAACCAAGUUCAGCAGUCAAGUUCAGCCUUGAUUAUUAAUGAUUUUUUUUAACAUUAUAAAGAUUACAGUGAAUUUUGAUGCCACAAGUGUACCUUGUAAGCUUCCAUGGUGUUCAGAAGUUCUGCACAUUGAGUAUUAGACUUAAAUGGGUCCUCCACAAUAGUAUAUGGCAGAAGAGUUAUCACUCGUUGGGGAAAUGAGACACCUAUCUAUAUUCCUGAAUGAGUCAUGAUAACAGAAGUAGAAGGAGUUCUGCCUGACUCUAAAAAUCCAUUUGUAUUAGCUUGCAAUUGUAAUUAAAAGGAAAAGGCCACUUUGAAAAACAUUUUGGCAUCGAGUAAAAUAUAACUGCAUCAAGUAUAUCAUUGAACUAUAAAGUAGAGUUAAUGGCAAAGAAGCUGGAGUGAUUUUGAUAACAUGAUUUAAAAUAAAAGUCGUUGAGGUCAUUUUAUGACUUCAAUCGCUGUACUUAUCCUUAGUUAAGUUCAUGAAGGACUUCAUAAUAGUCUUAGAGUCCAAUGCAUUGCCCCCUCCCUCUAUCCUCCCCUCCCUCUUUGCAGAAGUUAAGUUUCACUUUUCUCACACAUAGAAUUCUCCUUCACAACAUUAUAAACUUGUAUUCCCUAUUCUAUUGUAUCAAAAUUAUACUAUAAUUUUUAACUUCACUUUGUACGUACUGCCAUCAGUGAGUUGUUUCAACAAUUAUAUUAUCUUAAUUUGAUGAAGUAAAAUUCAAACAUGCAACAUCAGUUGAUACCAGAAGGACCAGUUUGGGUAAAAGAAUGUGUGAAACAUAAGAAUGCACAAAGCCGAGAGUAUCAUGUGUGUGGUACCUUUGGCAAAAUGGUAUGGGAAAAGGAUUUAUUUCAUAGAUAAUUAUCAAUUAUAUGGAAAGUGUUCACUUUUUAUUGUAAUGAAUUAUUUUAUUCUUCCAAAAUGCUGAGUUGCCUUGGCUCAGCAUAUAAACAUGCUAGGAGGUGAAAGCCAUAGGUCCUUCCUGCCUUGUACUCUGCACUGGCCCACAAUAAUUAUUCCAGACAGAGUCCACUCCAUAAAAGAGAAAGCAAUGCAAAAAGGAAUUAGGGAAUCCAGAUAAUUCUAUUUUCCAGGACCAUCUAGAUAAGAAGGCAAAAAAGGGAGUUCCUUUCUUUGAAAUGCUACCAUUGCUUUCUGUUCUAAGGUUAGAUAUUACACGAGUGACAUCUAUGACCGUUGUUAUCUUAGAUAAAAGGGUGAGUUUAUAAUUUAGUUGAGGAAAUAGAUUUUUUUAAACACCAAACAACUAGCUCAAAAUCACAAGUCUCAUUUAGAAAAUCUAAUGUCUUUUUGAUCCUAUGUCAGCUUUCCGCAGUUGAAGUUGAGAAUGCAGUAUUGAUGCCAAAAGAACAGAAAUCACUGGAAAUUAUACAAUUACCAAAUAACCUCUACAUCUUGAAGAAAAUGACAUUUUAUCCCACAUGAGGUGUGAACUGGCCUCUCCUUCAAAGUAGGUUGAUUUCCAGCUUAGCUCAAAGCGAAUUGCAAUUAUACAAAACUUAAUUUAAAAAAAUAACUUGGAGAAUGCCCCAGGAGUAAAAUCCACUGUAGCAAUCAAAGGUGCAAUAAGAAAGAGAUGCAUAGAGGUGAGAAAGACAUCUGUCCAGCUGAGUGAAUUCCUGUAGUAGGCAACAUUUUGAGACUUAGUUGGACUCAAAACCACUAAUAAGUGCUUAUACACAAGAACGACUAGCAGCAAAUGCAUUAACAAAACUUUGUACUAUAAAGCAUAGUUAAAUGAAACUUAUCAGGAAAUAAGAAUGUACAUAUGUGUUUAUAUUUAAGCUCUUCUGCAGGGAAAUGGUAGAAAUUUCUUAACGAGAGUGUUGGGUUGGUGGCCCAUCCAUGCACCUUUUAAAAUUGCAUCGCAGAUUUUGGUGCUUCUUCCAAUGAUACAUUUGCUUUAACCUGCUAAUCAAAACUCAAACUCACCUUUUUCUUUUAGUGAAAUUAAUUUAUGCUAAUUUAUGUAGGGAAAAAAAUCCUUGAGAAGGAGGAGGGGGUUUAUACCACCCACAAGGAUAGUUCCAUUUUACUUAGUUGCCAGCAUCAUAGUCAAACAUCAGACUACAAUCAUAAUGAUAACUUAAAAAAUACCCAUGAAAUCAUAAUACACCAAAGAUUCUUUUAAUUAGAAACACGGGAAGGUUUUUAUCAAGCAGGAAGAAUGACAAAUAUAAAUUUCUCCAUUUUAUUUAUCACAAGUGGAAAUAAUUAGAUUAAAAUAUGUGUUCCUAAUGGAGUUUCUGGGUACAACUCAAUGAAGGAGUCAGGAGAAGAAUUCAAACCCCGAAUUGCUAAGGUAAUUUGUUAACGAUCUACUUUCUGUUUGUCUUAGAACAUGAGUGAAAACAAUGAAUAUUAAAAAAUAUAAUAUGCUUAAUUAUGCCUUCUGGCCUUCACAUACCUCUUAACUUAUCAAUAUCAAUAUAACAUAUGUUCCCCAUAAAAUGCCUUCUGUGUAAGGGCUAAGGACUCCAUAGCUACAUAGAAAGGCUUUUUCAGUCUGGCAUUCACUUACCAGCUUCAAAGGAGAACAGUUUCCAAGUCAUAAUAUAGGAAGAUAAAAUCACGGACAUGUAGAUAAGUGCCCAAUUUGAGCCUCAAACGCAAUAAUUAGUGCUCCUCACAUUCAGUAAUGAGUGGUUGAAAAGACACUGCAAGAAUUAUUUUUAGUGACUUUCUACACCUUGACUUUCAGUGUGGUCUUUUCACCAUCCAUCCCUGGGCUAGGGAUCCUCCCAUUAACUGCUGAUGGUUCUCUCCCCAGACUGAUACAGUCAGUGAUGUUCAUCCCAGCCAAUUAUGCCCAGUUAACGUCCAUUCCUCUUGGUCCAUGCCCCCAAAAUAUCCCACUCUCAUUUUUCAUCUCUUUAGGUGUCUAUCCCACAUAUAAAUUGGUCAAUAUAUUCUAUAGCUUUAAAAAUAUAAAUUUUAAUUCCCAGCAGCUUCCUUCCUUUCUUCCUUAUUUUUUCUUUUCUUUUUUUAUCUUGUUUCUAUUCCAGAAAACAUUCUUACCCUUUUUGGUAUCAAAUGCACACUUCCUGAUAGGGAUAGAGGUUCCCAUGGAUACAGAUUUCUGUAUAGAGAUAGAAUGAAUGGAAUGAAGGAAUGAGAUCUGAAAUUUUCCUGAUGAUAUUUACCAUUCUCCAGUGAAUUCUUUGCAGCAUUGCUAUCCUGUUUCAGUAUCAUUGUAAGUAAUUCUCUAGGUCAGCAAAAUACGCACCAGAAUACCAAGUUGAAUGAAAUCUGUACUUUGUUUUGUCAGCCUGUCUUUUGUCAAGACAGCCUGCCUAUUGCAUAUUCACCAUUUUUCUGUUGGGCUAGUCAGAAAUAUUUCCCUUUGACUUGGUCAGAAAGUUUAGGGUCAUCUAAUUAAAAUAUUGUGAAUGCAUAUUAUUUCAAAAAUCCUUUUACAUACACUGGGAAAAUUUCUGCAACCUGAGAAAUCUAUAUUUAUAUUUCAUUUUCAUUUAAAUAUCACAUAUCAGGAAAGAACACUUACAGGAAAAAAAACGCUGUAGCAUUUUUUGUCAUAAUUCUCUUUCCAUAUUGUUAUGAUAUCUUUAAUAUCAGUAUUUUGCAUGCUACUAUAACAAAAGCCAGGCUUAAUGACAGAAACAUCUACAUAUAAAGUUUUAAUGUUGAUGUCUUGGGUCUAUUAGGAAAGAAAAUAUAGAUGUUACUAAAACUAAAGAUGUCUUAAUCAAAGCUAUAACACUAUCCUAAAUAAUCUACAAGAGAGAAAAGAAGACAUUUAAAAUUUUAUAUACACUUGUUGCCAUUUUUAGCCAAUUCACAUGAACAAAACAAUUUUCUAUUAGAACAAAAGAAACAGUAGUUUACAACAGUCAUCAUUUUACAUGUGAACUUUUCCCCCUACCAGGAUAGAUAGGAUCUAUUCCUGAACACUUCAAAAGAAGAUAAUUAAUACUAUUUGAGAGAACCAUUUCCAAAUGGAACCCAACCUUGCCAGAAUCCUGUUUAUGGGCAAUAGAUAGUUUGUAGGGCUGACCUUUAUGUAGAUCCUAGGACAAGAUAUUUCAUGGCUGCAGGCUGGCUUAUGGCAUCCAAAAGUCCCCAUUGGCUUUAUGGGAACAAAUCACAAAGACUACCUUUCAACAUGAGUUUGACAAGAAAAGGCAAUAUAUACAGAGCAGUUCUAAAGGGAUGUGGGUAAGAAAGUGACAGAGAUGGCAGAGGAAGAAUAAGAAAAGUAGUUGCAGAAGCAGAUAACUUAUAGCCAUACAGAGGAAGAGGUUUUGGUUCUACACAGAUUGGGGAGCUUCCUCCUGAGGAAUAUUUUAAAGAUAGAAUAAGUGUACUUAUCUUUGGUGGUUUGGGUGAAGUCAUGUUGGAGGAAGGAGGAUGAGCUAUAUAAAUUUUGAGGAUGAUUUAAUGAUAUUGUUUGUAAGAUGAGAAAUGGAAAUUCUAGUUGCCGAUGGGUGAAAUUCUUCCCAAUAUCAGAGCUCAUCAGGAUAAUCACAUGUUAAUGUAUUUAACAAAUAUUUGUUGAGUAACAAUGAUCUCUCCCAGGCACUUCUCCAGGUUCUUGGAAUACAUGAGGUAAAAAAAACACAAA